AUGGAGGUCGACCAGUCAGCAAGCUUCUUCCGCCUGGCGUUCGGAUCUGUCUGUGUCGAGACGUCUUUUAUCGCCACCUUCGUUUUUGUGGUGCUUCGGACCCCACCGCAGGCUACAAACAAGCGCAUUGCCGGGCUGGUCGUCCUUGGCGCGGCGACCCACACGAUGGAGAGGCUGAUCGUACAGGCGUGCAUGAGUAACGGCCGGCCGCAAUGGGCUGCCAUCCUGGUGUCGCUGCUGUGGGUCCAGCUGCUCAACGCGUCCGACCUCAUCCUGGUGCUCCGCGUACAUGCUAUUCAGAUUUCACAGCCUCGCGGACAGCGUCCUGGGGCGCUCGGGGGCGUGAGGUCGGCUGCAGGCAUUCUCUUCAACUCACGCCGGGUCGGCACCCCGUGGCAGGUGAGGAAUACGCCGUCCACUGCCGGCCUUGAAAGCCAACGCCGGACCACGUUUCUGCUCGGCCGGAUCGCCAUGACGAUUCCGGCAUACAUUUUCGUCGACAUCAUGACCUCCUUGCCGCCGCCCGACCCGGCUUUCUUGAGGGCGGAUAAGGCAGCUCUUUUCCCGGUCGACAGCUUGGGCGUCGAGGACAUUAUUUUCCGGCUCGCAACGACGAUUUCGUACUGGGUGAUCACUGGCAUCUGCCUCAUGGUGAUGAACAACACGGGCGCGAUCAUCGGGGUCUUAUUAGGUCUCUGCCGGCCUGUCGAUUGCCCACCGCCCUUCGGUUCUUUCUUGGAAGCGUACACGAUUCGUCGCUUCUGGGGUAUCAGUUGGCAUCAAAUGCUGCGGUCGUUUCUCACGGGGCACGCCGACUUGCUCGUUAGCAAGACUCUUCCCUUUUUGCCGCGCAACUCAGCUGCGCACCGGCAUUCGCGACUGGUAGCUGCCUUUCUCAUCUCCGGCCUGAUACACUGGCGCGCCGAUCAGGCUCAGGGUGUACCAAAUGCUGAAAAUGGGGCUUUGGUCUUCUUUUCCCUACACGCUGCUUGUAUUGUUCUGGAGGACCACCUUGGGCCUGUCUUUGUCAAGUUGCUGCCCAGGCGCGUCCGUCACAUACUGGGUUACUUCUGGGUUCUCGCUUUCUUUGCUUGGAGCGCUCCAGUUUACAUGUACCCCAGCAUGCGACUCGGAUCUGAUGGGACUGCGAUGUUACCUGCCCGCAUUAUUGGGCCCUUCAUACGCGCGUAA
Messenger RNA from Diaporthe batatas, 1191 nucleotides. RefSeq lists its product as uncharacterized. Lineage: Eukaryota; Fungi; Ascomycota; Sordariomycetes; Diaporthales; Diaporthaceae. The record is from RefSeq and is a predicted model, not a curated record. Gene Ontology annotation, biological process: lipid metabolic process. Bases 1 to 1191 code for a protein of 396 amino acids. The transcript is spliced from 2 exons.